AAUGUGGUUAAAUUGACUUGACCACGAGUUAAUUUAUAUCCGUAUCAAGUACACAAUAUAUAUUUUUAUAUUAUAAAACAAAAAUGUUUUGGAUGGAUUUUAUUAACGUGACAUGUUUUCCCUGAUCAAUUAUCAAUGUUAAGUAGUAAUGCAUUUGUGUACAUGUGUAUUGGGUAAUUCUAAACUAAGGCUGUUUGUAAAAAUAAGAAAGCGUUGUGGUAAAAGAUACGUUGUCUUCGAGGUCCGCCCUCAGGGCCAGUCGUGCGAGGCAGUCUUCCUUCUGAAAUCUUAUUCAAUGCGAACGGCGAUACUGAAGAAAGUUGAGCAGCUGUAUGGGGACUUUGGAGUGGCUGCCCUGAUGACAGGCUUUUCAGCCAAGUACUGCAACGCGCACACCGGAGUGGCCAUCGUGCGGGCUCGCCACGGCCCACACCGCCUGAUGGCCAGCUGCCUGCCGCUCGUCACGCACGUGGACAAGCACCUCGUGACCUUCCGGACCCUCUACACCGGGGCCACGCUGCACAGGUGCUUCGCUUUCCUGCAGGGUUACCAACUAAAGUACUUAAAUAAAUUGUACUUGACAUUGGAAACGGACCAAGAGAGGGAGGAAAUGAAGAAAGAGUUUCUGAACCUGAGGUGGUUUAAAAAAGAGCCGGUAAUAAUGUGAUGAAUAUCUUAUUUUUCUAAUUGUAUGUAAAAUAUUAUGUUACAUUAAAAUAUUGAAAGUUUGUAUGAAAUUGACUAAAUGAAAUAUUUUAUAUAAAAUUUUAAUUAAAGUUGGUUUAAUACUUAUUCAUCUUAAAUUACAUGCACAUUUUAGUACAAAAAAUAAACAAAACUAUUUUGUUAAACUAAAUGUGAUUACAGUGAAAGGUUGUUAAUACGGCACGUUGGGGAUUGUGGCCAUGCUGGGUUAGUAGAGAAAAGAUUUCAUGGAUUAAUUUUUGGACCAAUUUGGUUUUUAAAACAGGAUUCUGGUGUUAUUAUUUUUAUUUUUUUAUAAAAGCUGUUUUGUAAUACUUUCUCCACCAAAAUAAUGGCAAGAUUUAUUUGUUGAUUUUUUUAUGAUAAAAUUAUUUUUAAUAAAUCUUUUUAAAACACAUACUUUCGGAACAAUAAAAAUUAAUUAGGAAGCA
Molecule: messenger RNA, 1136 nt
Organism: Bacillus rossius redtenbacheri
Lineage: Eukaryota; Metazoa; Arthropoda; Insecta; Phasmatodea; Bacillidae
Gene: Pop5
Product: ribonuclease P/MRP protein subunit POP5
Exons: 4
Coding region: 149-667 (172 amino acids)
Biological process (GO): tRNA 5'-leader removal
Cellular component (GO): ribonuclease P complex
Molecular function (GO): ribonuclease P RNA binding
Source: RefSeq, a predicted model, not a curated record